Daphnia magna is the source of this 615-nucleotide messenger RNA. Its product is annotated as twist-related protein 1-like. Bases 1 to 615 code for a protein of 204 amino acids. The record is from RefSeq and is a predicted model, not a curated record. The transcript has a single exon. Lineage: Eukaryota; Metazoa; Arthropoda; Branchiopoda; Diplostraca; Daphniidae.
AUGUCAACGGUGUCGGACGCAUUGGACGCGGCAGCGGGCCGUCUUGACGCGGUCGAGCAAGGUCAAAUCCAGAUGACGGCUCAGUUGGCCAGCAUUGCCCAGCAGCUUCAGACAUUACUCGGCGGUGGCGCUAGUGGCAGCGGCAGUAGCGGUGGCGCUGGAGGUGGGGGCAGUGGUGGUGGCGCUGUUGGUGGUGGCGGUAGCGGUAGCGCCGGAGGCGGUGGCAGUGGUGGUGGCGCUGGCGGCGGUAUCACGCAGCGGCGCCGGAUCGACCCAUCAGGUUUUGAGAAACUGCAUGCUGACAUCUCUCUUCCGCAGCUACGCACGUGGAGAAAUCGCUGGGGCGAUUUUUGCCAGCUAAACCAAUUGGCCGCAUAUCCGGUGGCCGAGCAGAUGGCCGCCUUCAGGAUGGUUCUCGAUCCGGCGAUGCAGCAGAUCGUGGAAGUGGCUCUGGGUAUUCUACCGACGUCUGCAUUAUCUCCAAUCGAUGUACUCGAUUGCGUCAGCACAUACAUACGUUCGAAGCGAAACAUCGCGCUAGACAGAGUCGCGUUCGAAGAGUGUGAGCAGAGUGCGACGGAAAUGUUGGCUGAGGCGGCUGAGGCGGCUGAUUAG